GGUUACUUCAAAUAUUUGGUUUUUCAGGAAAAAAUUCAGUUCUUUUAUGAUUAAAACUUAGCUGGUUUCCUAUUCUUCAAGCUCGUUUUGUUUUUUAAUUUGUUUUCCAAUCAUUUCCCUUUUCUUUUUUGUUUAAAUAAUACAAUAAAAUAAAAGAUCAUGGAAUCUGUCAAAAUCUGGAGUUGUCACCAAGUUCAAACCAGCUUGCACUUGGCUAGAUUUGUUUCCAGUAUUUUUGUUUUCUAAAUUUCCUGUUAUAUAAUUAAUGUUCUCCAAUACACUAAAAGGGUUCUCGGAGUUUGCUGUUUACUUAUGAGUUCACAAAUCUAAGCCCUCUUUAUCUCUGUUGGAGCUUGAAUGAUCUUCGAGGUGACAUCUUUUCACUUUUUUAUUCGUAUCUCUGUAUCGUUUCUUGAUUCCAGUUGUGUUUUAGAUUGCCAGCAAAUAAGUUCUUGUAUUUAUGAUUUUUUUGUAUUGCAACCCUAGAUUUCAUUUCACUGCUAGCUCAAAGAGUAGCAAGUUCCUUGUUGCUUAAUCAAUUUCAACACUUUGUUAUGAUGGGUUAUAGAGGUUUUCAUUUGUUAAUCUGGGUUGUGUCAAUCUUGUGUUUAGCAUGCUUUUGUUCUUGUCAAUCCCCCAUAGAUAAUUACCUUAUAAACUGUGGAUCACCCACCAAUACUACAGUAGACGGUCGUGUGUUUAUGGCUGAUAAAUUGGCCUCACAUUUACUUUCUUCACCACAAGAUGUUAUCGUCAAUACUUCAGAACCUGUAACUUCCUCCAAUGAUUCGUUGCUGUAUCAAACGGCUAGAAUUUUUACUGGAUCCUCGAAGUACACCUUUCCUAUUAGCCAAACCGGUAGGCACUGGAUUCGGCUUUACUUCAAUCCAUUUGAUUCAGGGAAUUUCAAUUUGAGCAGAGCUAAUUUUUCAGUUUCCACCCAAAAGUAUGGUCUCCUUAGCAAUUUCAUUGCUAACUCUAAAGUUGUUAACGAGUUUUCAGUAAAUGUAACCACAGAUAACCUUGUUAUCAAUUUCAGUCCUUCAGAAAAUUCAUUUGCAUUUGUAAAUGCCAUUGAAGUCGUUUCAGUUCCUGACUUGCUCAUCACUGAUGAUGCUGUCCUCAUUAGCCCACAAGAGAAAUUCCAAGGCCUGAUGUGGCAGGCAUUGGAAACAGUGUAUAGAGUAAACAUGGGUGGACCUACCGUUACCCCUAUGAAUGAUACCCUUGGACGAACUUGGGUUCCUGAUCAAAGUUUCCUAUUGCAAGCGAAUCUAGCCACAAGUGUAUCAAAGAUUUCAGCUGUCAAUUAUGUUCCAGGUGGGGCUACUCAGCAAAUUGCUCCUGCUUCUGUCUAUGGUACUUGCACCAGGAUGAACUCAGAAAGUGAUCCUUCCAGCAAUUUCAAUGUGACCUGGGUAUUCAAUGUGGACCCAGGGUUUCAGUACCUUGUUCGGUUUCACUUUUGUGAUAUUGUGAGUGAUGGUCUUAACGAGCUGUACUUCAAUGUUUAUAUUGAUUCCUGGAUGGCCGUUAAGGAUCUUGAUCUGAGUACUUAUUUGGUUAACACUUUAGCGGCUGCAUACUACAUGGAUUAUGUUACAACAAAAACUGUUAACAAUAAGCUUAAUAUAAGCAUCGGUCCAUCUAAUCUGCAUAACACUUACCCCAAUGCCAUUCUAAAUGGGCUGGAGAUCAUGAAGAUGAAUAAUUCACUCAGCAGCCUCAGUGGGCUGACCCCUGAUAUCUCCAGUUCAAGUUCCGAGAAGAAUGCUGGACUCGGGAUAAUAGUGGGAGUGAGUGUUGGGGUGUUUGUUUUGGUGGUGUUGGCUGGAGUUCUCUUUAUGUGUUGGACGAAAAAGAGGAGAAUGGGGCACCUGGGACACUCAAAGACAUGGAUUCCUUUAUCUAUUAAUGGAGGAAAUUCUCACACCAUGGGUAGUAAAUACUCUAAUGGAACAACUGCUAGUGUUAAUUCUAACUUGGCGUAUCGCUUUCCUUUUGUGGCAGUUCAAGAAGCCAGUAACAACUUUGAUGAAAGUUGGGUUAUUGGAAUUGGUGGUUUUGGAAAGGUAUACAAGGGAGUUUUAAACGAUGGUACAAAAGUGGCUGUUAAGAGAGGAAAUCCCCGGUCCCAACAGGGACUUGCCGAGUUCCAAACAGAGAUUGAGAUGCUUUCUCAGUUCCGGCACCGCCAUCUGGUUUCACUGAUUGGUUACUGCGAUGAAAAGAAUGAGAUGAUAUUGAUUUAUGAAUAUAUGGAGAAUGGGACCCUUAAGAGCCAUCUCUAUGGCUCAGGUCUUCCCGGCUUGAGUUGGAAGCAGAGACUUGAGGUAUGCAUUGGAGCUGCUAGAGGACUUCAUUACCUUCACACUGGUUAUGCGAAAGCAGUUAUUCAUCGUGAUGUAAAGUCUGCAAAUAUCUUGCUUGAUGAGAACUUCAUGGCAAAAGUUGCUGAUUUUGGUCUUUCAAAGACAGGGCCUGAAAUUGAUCAAACCCAUGUGAGUACUGCAGUGAAAGGAAGUUUUGGGUACCUUGAUCCAGAAUAUUUCAGAAGGCAACAACUGACAGAGAAGUCUGAUGUUUAUUCAUUUGGGGUGGUUUUGUUUGAAGUCCUUUGUGCCAGACCGGUUAUAGAUCCAACCCUUCCAAGGGAAAUGGUGAAUUUAGCUGAAUGGGCUAUGAAAUGGCAGAAGAAGGGGCAGCUGGAGCAAAUCAUAGAUUCUACUCUUGCAGGAAAAAUUAGACCAGAUUCUCUUAGGAAGUUUGGAGAAACAGCUGAGAAAUGUUUGGCUGACUUUGGCGUUGACAGACCCUCAAUGGGAGAUGUCUUAUGGAAUCUGGAAUAUGCUCUUCAACUUCACGAGGCAGUUGUUCAAGGUGAUCCUGAAGAAAACAGUACUAAUUUGAUUGGCGACCUCUCACCUCAAAUCAACAGUUUCACCCAGGUUGGUGCUAGUGUUUCUGCUGCUAAUUCUGAUUCGUCAACUGCGGAUGAUCUCUCAGGAGUUUCAAUGAGUAGGGUAUUUUCACAGCUUGUUAAGUCUGAGGGCAGAUAAUUCAUCGGGGGUUGUACUCCAUGAGUUUAGCUCCUCACACAGUUACACCUCAUUGGUUUGUCCUCUGAUCAACCGAUACUUCCCACAUUAUAAUGAAUUGUUGUAUUUUCUUUAUUUUGUGUCAUAGAGUUCAAUUCUAGAUUUUCAUCAAUACCUUUGCAUUUUUGAUUAACCAUGGGAGCAUAUGUUAAUGUGGCUUGUUGUUUGGUCACUAGACAAAUGAAAGGAGGUUGUGGCUGUAGCUUAAUGUCCUUCAGAUAGGUGUAUAAAUCCAACUGUAUGAAUUGGGAAGUUGUGUGAGUUCUCAGUUACUGCAUGGUUAGUGGUUCCAGCGAGAUUUACAAAUUGUAUAAGGAUUUUAUAUUUUAGAUUUGUCCAUUAGGUUAUUUCCAUGUUUAUUAAUUUAUGCUUCAUAAAGUGCACUUCUUCUCCUGAUGCA
This is a messenger RNA of Mangifera indica (mango), 3498 nucleotides long. Its product is annotated as receptor-like protein kinase HERK 1. The record is from RefSeq and is a predicted model, not a curated record. Gene Ontology annotation, cellular component: plasma membrane; plasmodesma. Lineage: Eukaryota; Viridiplantae; Streptophyta; Magnoliopsida; Sapindales; Anacardiaceae. Gene Ontology annotation, biological process: protein autophosphorylation. The transcript has a single exon. Gene Ontology annotation, molecular function: ATP binding; transmembrane receptor protein tyrosine kinase activity. The coding region runs from base 555 to 3059 and encodes 834 amino acids.